CGGCGGCAACAGGCUUCACUCGAGCGGCUAGGUUCUUCCAAUUGCUCUCAACCUCAUCGGAAGCCGACGAAAAUGACCAAGAGAACCAAGAAGGCCGGUAUUGUUGGGAAAUAUGGCACCCGAUAUGGUGCUAGUCUUAGGAAGCAAAUUAAGAAGAUGGAAGUGAGUCAGCACAGCAAAUACUUCUGUGAGUUCUGCGGGAAGUAUGCUGUUAAGAGGAAGGCCGUGGGUAUAUGGGGCUGCAAGGAUUGUGGAAAAGUGAAGGCUGGAGGUGCUUACACGUUGAACACUGCUAGUGCGGUGACAGUCCGAAGCACCAUAAGGAGGUUGAGAGAGCAGACUGAGGGUUAAUAUCACAAUUUGUAGUUUAUUUUCAUUGCUUUCAAAUCUGAGCUAAAUUUUGACGCAUGUUUAAUAUUUCUUCUGUAACCAUGCUUGGUUUAGAUGUCAAGAAAGAUUCCUCUGUUGGCUCUUGUUUAUUUAAGUACAUCUCCAGUUCAACUCCAGGUUCGGGUAAUUGUGAUAGCGUGUCCUCUUGGAUUAUUAGUGGUACUGUCCUUGAUUGAAGUCAUACUAUUUGUUUUUUUUUGUUUUUGGGAGUGGAAUUUAAUCCCACUUUUUUUUUU
Messenger RNA from Neltuma alba, 626 nucleotides. Its product is annotated as 60S ribosomal protein L37a-1. The transcript is spliced from 5 exons. The coding region runs from base 73 to 351 and encodes 92 amino acids. Gene Ontology annotation, cellular component: ribosome. Lineage: Eukaryota; Viridiplantae; Streptophyta; Magnoliopsida; Fabales; Fabaceae. Gene Ontology annotation, molecular function: structural constituent of ribosome. Gene Ontology annotation, biological process: translation. The record is from RefSeq and is a predicted model, not a curated record.